AUGUCUUAUGAUUUGAUUAUCAUUGGAGCUGGUCCAGCGGGAUUGACCGCUGCUAUCUAUGCCAAACGAGCACUUUUAAAAUGUUUAAUCUUAGAAAAAUCCUUAGCGGGCGGGAAACUAAACAAAACUGCUGAUGUCGAUAAUUAUCCCGGAUUUAUUUCCAUUAAAGGACCAGAGUUAGCCGAAAAAAUGACUGAACAUACUAAAUAUUAUGAAGUUGAUUGGAAACAAGAGGAAGUAUCAAAAUUAGAAAAAAAGGGGGAAGAAUUUGGUGUGAGCACAAACGAAGGAAAUACUUUCACUGGAAAAACGAUUAUUAUUGCAUCAGGAGCAAUUGAAAACAAAUUAGGAAUUAAGGGUGAAAGGGAAUUUACUAAUUUAGGCGUUUCCUAUUGUGCAAUUUGUGAUGGUUUUCUUUUUCGCGGUAAAGAUGUCGCAGUAGUAGGCGGAGGUUAUUCUGCCUUAGAAACGUCUCUUUAUAUGAGCAAUGUUGCUAGCAAAAUUUAUCUUAUUCAUCGACGGACUGACUUCCGAGCCGAGAAAGAAAUAUUAGCAACUGCCAAAAGCAAUUCAAAAAUAAUUUUUCUUUUGAACUCUGUCGUAACGGAAAUUCAAGGAAAUGAAGCGGUGGAAAAAAUAAUUGUCAAUAAUUCAACUGACAAUAAAGAUAGUGAACUGAUAGUUAAUGCCGUUUUUCCUUGCAUUGGACUUUCACCAUUUAGCAACUUUGCCCACGAAUUAGGAAUUUGUGAUCAGCAAAAUUAUAUCGCUAUUGCAGAUGACUGUUCUACAAAAAUUCCUGGUUUAUUUGCUGCUGGUGAUGUGGCCCGAGCCAACGAGAAAAAAAUUAAACAAAUUGUAACAGCUAUAGCGGAAGGAGCUAUCGCUGCCCAGUCAGCCAUCAAAUAUUUAGAAAAGGUAUAA
This is a messenger RNA of Ambispora gerdemannii, 924 nucleotides long. NCBI's taxonomy places the organism in Eukaryota, Fungi, Glomeromycota, Glomeromycetes, Archaeosporales, Ambisporaceae. The record is from the annotation of a GenBank genome assembly.